AUGGCUGACGAUACCACGUUUGACCUGGACAAUGGUCCUCAUUUCAGUGGACUUUUCUUGACGUACAUGGUCGUUGCAUCAUUUUUAGCAAUUGCUUCCUUGGUUUUCUGGGCAUUGCGACAAUGGACCUGGCGCCGCUAUGGCAUAUACAUCGACGUACAAGCAAUUCAGUUCUCGCUGCUGGGUGGCCGCAUAUUCUUCGUCGGACUUCGCUACCACGGAAACAACGAGACCAUCCUCAUACAGAACGGCCACGUCACAUGGUCGUACUGGAUUCGGAGAGUCCGGCAUAUUAACAUCGGCAAGCCAACGAGCGGAAAGGACGUGCGUACAGACGAUGUGAAAGGGGCGAACGCCCAUGGCCACAGCAAAGCCGAACCUCAGCUGCCUUGUCGCGUGAACCUGGCUAUUGCAGGCUUGGAGUGGUUUGUCUACAAUCGCAGUGCGGCAUACGACAGCAUCAUUGCAGGGUUGACUACUACACCUGUAGAUAGUGGAGAGGAAUACAACAUCGCAGAGCAUGACCACCUGGACCAUGACAACAAUGGAAUGCACAAACUGCGAAAACGCCACACAAAAGAGCACGACAACGGAGAUAGUUCUAGAAAAGGGAAAUCAGAUGAGAAAGCGACUGGUCUUUCUGAAGAGCCUGAUCUUCGCUUCUCAUCGGCAGACAGCUAUGAGCAUGGCGGUGCAGACGGCGACCGAAGGAAGCCCGGAACCGAUGAUGCCGACAAAGAUGCGCUGCCGGUGGUUCUGCAACUGUUUCCUAUUCAUUUUACAUGUGACAAGGCGGCUGUUGUGAUGGGCAAUGAAAAUACGUCCGCAAUCCUGAUUGUCAAAGCCCAGUCAUUGUCUGGCGAGAUUGACGCCGUUGAGACCCAGACGCCCGAUCCCUACCGGCAACUUUUCAAGAUUCGAUUUAUACAACCUGUCAUUGAAAUGAAGGAUAAUGAUGAUUACCGCGAGGAUCAAGUCAGCAGGGCAGUGAGGGAAAAGGCGGCGAGGGAAAAGGAUAUUGCUAAAGAAUCUAGGCCGCUUCCACGGCGGUCUUUUUUCCACCACCAACGUCGUGCUGCUGUUAACCAGCUUCGCAAUAUACUUCCAUAUUUUCGGAGAUCAGUCGAAUCCUUCAAUUCAACGAGUCCCGGUUCUGCACAGGAGACUUCAGCCUCUGCCCACAUGCCAGGUUCUGGCCAUUGGCAAGGCUUGUCUAGAUAUCUUGAUGGACCUGACGGCGAUGAGAAAACGCGCUGGGCUAGUACCGAGUACGCAAUACUAAAUCCCAUUCUCGAGAGCCCGGAGGCUGUUUUCACGAUGUACUGGGACUCUGUGGGUAAAGUGACUUCUACUGCGGUCGCUGUUGAAGCCAUCCCCAGUGGCCCAGCAAAGAUAGAGGAGAAACUACUACCAAAAGAUCAUGAGCACAACAUCAACGGCUUUGAGCCCCCGCCAGCAUGGGGAAUGGCCUUGUCAGUCCGCGGGGGCAGUAUAAAUUACGGGCCCUGGGCUGAUCGGAAACGAGCCGAGCUGCAGCGUGUUUUCUUCCCAGGUUUGAGCAAAGAUGCAGAGCCAGCAAAAAAUCUUCCAGUCGGCGCCCUGCGGGUUCCAACACAAUUCAAGAUGUACGUGGAGCUGGACGAAGAGGUGACCCUGCGCGUUCCUCUCCGCGAGUCGUCAAAGAACUGGCGUUUCAAGAACAAGGAUACGAACACAAAGUUUCGUCCGGCGCGAGACAAACGCCGAGCUCGUUCACGGUUUAAAAAAUCGGAACCUGCUGGUGCCGCACCAAGUCAGCGGCCAUAUGGCUGGCUUGAUAUAAAAAUCGCUGCAAACGCCACCAUAUCGUACUCCAUGGACAUGGCGGCUAGCAGUACCGGAUUCUCCUCGAUUCUUAAUCUUGAUUUGCCGAAGGUCGAAAUCUCUAGCAGCGUCAAUCAACAGGUUCUGUGGCGGUCUGCAGGUCUACAGGUUUCUUGUGACCUAUCGACACCCUUGAAAUGGAACGAUUUGAGACAUUGGCAUUUCCACAUCUCUAGCCAUGAACUGGAGCUGUUUUUGCUUCGCGAUCACGUCUACCUGAUAACAGACCUGAUCGAUGAUUGGGGCAGCGGCCCCCCAUCUCCUUACUUGGUAUUCACACCAUUCAAGUACUCCGUUAACCUCUGUUUCCUGAACGUCAAGAUCUAUCUGAAUGUCAACGAUGCAAACAUCAUCAACAAUCCGACAAGCCUGGACGACAACGCCUUCAUCAUCAUCUCCAGUCCUCUUUUAGAAGCAGCUUUGUGUAUCCCCCUGGACCGAUAUCGACCUCCGAGUAACGCGAUUCCUUUCACUGUCCAGACUGCCUCUGCAUCUAUCGGACUCCACGUCCCAACCUGGAACACACAGACAAUGUUCUGUCCUUGCAAAGACGUGGGCCACUUGAAGGAUCUUCUUGUGGAUGGAAAGUAUCACUACUGCGCGACCACUUCGGCUGGCAACACUGAUACCCUGAUUCUCAAUGUAUCUGGCCGGGAGCCAACAUUCUGGGCACAUGGGUUCGUGGUGCGCUACUUCCUCAAGCUCAAGGACAACUACUUUGGGGACGACGUCCACUUCAAGACCUUGGAGGAAUAUCAGGACAGUCUUCUCCUGAAAGAGGCAAACCCCGAAGCUGAGCUGGCUACUCGGCCUCCCCACAAAAGUUCCAAUGACAUGGAUGUCGUCCUGAGCGUCCAUACAGAUGAUCCGAAGCUUUUCCUGCCUGCCAAUCUUUAUUCUGCUUCUCGUCAUGUUCAGCUCACGGCUGCAUAUGUCGCUGCUGAUCUGCGCUUCACAAAUUAUUACAUGGACUUGGAUUUUGUGCUGAGUCCCUUGAGCAUGUCCCAGGGCAGCGACAGUGACGAUGACAAGUAUGCGCCCGAUGCUUCUAUUGACGCCAUGCCUAACACCCAGCUCUUCAUUGAUGGAAUUCACGUGUAUGGUAACCGUCUAUUUGGCCUGCCACCUACCGAGCCAACCUAUCUCUGUAACUGGGAUAUUUCUGUUGGGGCCGUCUCCGGGGAGUGCACAACAGAUUUUCUAACGGCUCUAAUGAACGGUGGCAAGUCCUUUGGGUUCACCUUUGAUGAUGACGAAAAUGCGUUGGUAGCGUUUUCGUCCGUUGUGAUGUACGAUGUCACGUUUCUUCGCGCCAACGUCAAAUCUGUGAAGCUGUGGCUCCAUCUCGACGAGGCAGCAUUCUUGUUGUCCCUUUCAGAGGGCGUCGAUGUCAAGUACAAUGACUGGGCUCGAACUCAUUAUUCGAAGCGUGCCGACAUCUCGAUUCCAGACUUGCAAUUGUCCUGCGUCAACUUAGAGUCUGCGAUGCGCCAUAGAUCAAGACUUCAUAUACCUGUUGAGACAGAUGCUCAUUUAAAGACUGGACUUAGCAUUGCCAUCAUCAGCCGCAAGUUUGAUUUCUCAAGCGAGAGGCGAAUGCAGCAGAAGCUUUUACAACAUGAGGAUCAGCGGACUAACCGUGUUGGAUUUCUCUUGUUGCCAGCUUUCUUGGAGCAUGGAUUCGUUCCCGACAAGAUUGAACCUCCUGCGCAACCUGUACCAUUGGUGCCGCAGCCUGUCACCUCGGCUGACAUCGAGGAAGACGGAAUCUCUCUGUCAACUGAGAGCAUGGCCAACCAGUCCCAACGACGUAUGCGGCAUCAAAAAUCACGAAGCUCGUUUCUUUCGGUGUCCGCAACCAGCCAGCGCAGCGUUAUUCGGGCACAAGGCUCGAUACUGUCCUCCUCAAAGUCAAAGCAUUCGGCUCAAGAUCAGCACGAGUUUAAUCCCCUUCCGCUGAUAGAGCCGCAAGCCACUGAUCAAAGUGGACAUCUGUCAGCUUCGCAUAGGCGUGACGUUUCAUCAUCGACCCGCCAUUCUGGAUUCUACAGGGCGACCGGGGACUUUGCCGAUGGCGGAUCUCACAAAAGCCCGUGUCGGAACAUGUCAGCAUUGCACAGCCAAUUCUCUGCUCCAAAUUUUCCACUAGACGACAUCAACCCCGAUAUGAGAGAAGCGACUUUGCUGAGCCUGGAGAAAGAUGAGCAGCCCGUCUAUGGGGGUGCUGGCAGAAGGUGUAGCAGCGGAGACAGUUUUGACAGCCUACCCACUGACUUCAACUUGGGGGAUGUCGACCCAGAUAUGCUGAGUGAAGACAGGCUUCAUUCUAGUGUUUUGAUCCGAGUCCGCGAAGGUGUGAGCGCUUUCCUCAACCCAACUUCAGUGAAGCAUAUCGCCUCCUUGAUCUCUGUCCUUGAGCCUCAUGGACCUGAAGAUAUUUUGGAUGCAGUACAGAUGAGCUCGGUGGGCGACAUCGCCAGUGCCAUCAAUCAUAGAAAUAUGAAAGGGCAGAUUGCAGACUUUGCCAUUCAGCUCCCAGAGGCCCAUCUUCGCCUGCUCAACUGCUCAAAUUCGGACUCCGCCAGUUCUUCGAGAGACGAGAAAGACCAAUAUGACGUAUCUGUUUCCAGAGUCACUUUCAUGUCUCGGGCCACAACAACUUGGGACGCCACGUUCGGGCUUGAUCGUGUGAAGACGAAGAACUCGUUCCAACUCCGACUGGGCUCGCUAGGACUAUCUGCGUCAGAACGGUUUGCCGAUAUGACGGGAUCCCAAGCUGCAUUCACGGCAGAGCUUUCAGACGUGCUGAUUUCUCUAGGCAACAGAGAUCUUACUUAUCUCGACGCAGAUGUCGGUGCUAUAGAAGCGCAACUGAGCUCGGAGAGAAUCGGAUAUAUCGCAUCUCUGGUCGACCGGACCGGCGCUCUCACUGCUACCAUUGCAGAAUACUUUUCAGGCCCCCUCUCUUACGGUGAUCGAGUCCGUCCCCUCCUGGCACGGCGAUUGAUUGCCGCUGGCAAGGGGGUUCCCGACCCGAGCUUUCUCGUUCGACCCUCUGCAGUUCUUCGCUCGGCCAACGAACACUUGCGAACUUUCGACUCGUGGAAGUUAGCGGUGCGGCUCCGGCAGAUCUGGUCUUUAAUGAAACAUACCGACAAGGUUCAGUUGAUCCGCGACUGUAUCGGCUGCGAAGAAUCUCCGUCGAGUGGAGGACCAUGCUCAUCAGAAUCUGCUCCGACCAGCAUUCACGAUGUUCUCUCUAGCCUUGAUCGAUGGAGAGGCUGGGAUUUGACCGAUGUUGGCCGGUCGAUUCUGCUGCGAAAGCUGUUCGGUGACCUCGCAGGAAACCCAAGCAAAGCUGCCAAGACCCAGCCAGUCCCACUGCCUUUCAUGGCUGUCACCAGGUUGCAAAGACUACAGAUGAUAUUGGAUCCAGGGCUGAAACAGAACGAAAUACAAUUCCUAGACCUCACAGUCAGAUUCGAAAACAAUGCACCGACGUCGGUUGGGUCAGCUACGGGAAUUCCCACUCUUGUGGCUGGCAAGGCAAGCUCUAAGUCGAUCUCCGUACUCAACAUCUACUGUGCAGAUUCUGCAAUCAGACUGAACUGGGAGAUCUGCGAGCUUGUCGAAGACAUCUUGAAGCUUUAUAAUUUGAGGAUGCAAGAGAUGGAUCAGCUGUUUGCCAGCAAGACCAAAGCCAAAUCCAGAGGCAAAAAUGACUUGACGAAGAAUCCGGCGUCUGCUCCCGCGUCAAACGAGCAGACAUUCCACAUUGUGCUUGCCAUGGACCGCGCUGCUAUCAUUUUGGACACGAUCAAUCUUAACAUCCGUAUGUUCAGCGGGGAUCUCAAGGCGUCUCUGCUUCUUCGACAGAACAGGCUGGGAGCAAUGGACACAAACGUCGUCAUGAGCGGGGAUUCCAUCACUUCCCGGAUUAAGAGCCAUUCGGAGCUGUUGAUGUCUUCCGAAUGGCGCGGCCCUAGCAUUUUUGUUUCCUAUGACACGCCAACAACAAACGGCAAAUGCACCCCUGCUUUCAAAGCUACGGCUAGCAGCCGAGACUUUUUCCUUGAUGUGAUGCAGGACCCGAUCGUCUUGAUGGAAAUCCUAGAUCUGCUCGUGAGAGACGAGUUUGCGCAGAUUUACCGGUUGAAGGCACAGCUCCCAGUGGUAGCAGCAGCAGCAGAUGCUCGUACCGAGGCAUUGGUUUCUGAUGCCAAGACAAGCAUGACGGACCGCUUCCCGACAUUCUAUGUAAAGAUAGCGCUCUUUUUGGAUCACUACGUGAUCAGCUUGCCGCUUCUGCGUUCCCUGACGUACAUCAUAUCUGGUGUUGUGGCCAGAGUGUCUACAACGGCCGACUUUGGCAGAGAGUUUAUCUUUGAUUUCGACGUCAAAGAGAACUCCCAUGAUAUGCAGGUCUCUGUCAAUAAUGCGCCGCGCAGCGUUUCAUUGCUUCAAAUCCCUCCUACCAACGGGCGCAUAACGACACAGAUAAGUGACGUGGAGCAGAUAAUCACGGUGUUUUCGUCUUUGGAGCUGGUGCAGCUGGAUGCCUCCGCCGUCUACAGUCUGCUUUCGGCUCUGAAUCGCCCAGAGAUCUCCAACACGGUCACGGACAUGCAGCAGCAACUGAAGAUAAUUCAAAAUCACCUAACAGAGAUUCUCAGGACUGACGAGCAGCCCGUGCAAGUUAACUCUCGCAGGUCAUCAGCUAGCAAGACGCAUCGCCAGCUUAUAUACUCUGUGCAUUCAACAUUUGCCGGCCUGGAAAUCUUUGGAAACAGUCCGCUGAAAACCGAUGUAGCACCUCUAGCUCAUCUCUCAUUCUGUCUGGACAGUGUGAAGCUGGAAGUGUCCAAUCGACUUGAAAACGGCGGUCCGGUCCUGCCGUACCCCGAGCUCUAUAUCAACCUUCGUCGCAUCGCAUUUGAAAUUAUGAAGGGGACUGAGGAGUCCAUGUCGUCCUGUGGAAGCGUCGUGUUUGCAGCUCUGAUAACCGCAACGUCCAGGCUGAUGGAUGAUGGCACAGAACGGCGGUCCCUUGCUGUGAAGAGCGAUGGAUUCGAUGCCAGUUUUUCUCCAGAAACCGUUUCGACGGUGGUAGACGUGCUCGGCUACAUGGGAGACAAAAUCAAAGAUCUUGACACGUCGCGGGAGAUUGAAUAUCUCCGCAAGCUGAGACAAUCGAAGCCUCGAAUUACAAUCAAUGCCCAGGAAGAGCCCGAGGAGGGAGUCGAGCCGGAUAUCAUCGACGCGUUCCUUUCAUCAAUGGCUUACUCCUUUGAAGUCAAGAACAUUCAGGUCAAUUGGCUUUGUGCACUGACUGCUAUCGAGAGACCUUUGCCGGCAUACUUCAACGGUGCAAAGAAAUGCUUGUCACCGUCUGCCGCCGGAAAGGAGGACCUGGUGCUGCUACUGGGACGUAUUGAACUGGGCACUCGGAACAGGAAUUCGGCACGGCUGACAAUCGAGAAUUUCCAACUACAAAUGGUUCCCCCGACACAAGAUAAGCGAGCUCGGUCUCCCAUCUCAGCGCUUCUUCCCGAGGUUAUCUUCAGCGUUGCAUAUUUCUCUACCCAUAAAACUCGUCGAUUUGCAUUCCAAGCCAUCGGAAAAUCGCUUGACGUACGGCUUUCUUCCGAGUUCAUCGUCCCGGUAACCCAUCUGAAGGAAUCCAUCCAGCUCUCGAUCAAGAACGUGAGACAGGCAUCGCACCAGUGGAAGCCAGCAGCAUCGCCGAAUGGGGCCUCAUUUCCCGUGAAGCGGGCCGAAGCCCCAAAGCAGCCAGCCACCAGCGGCAAGAGGCUGGAAUCGUUUCUGGUUGAUAUGGAUUUCGCCGGUGCUGUGGUUCACAUUAGUGGAAAGAAGCAUGGCAAUUAUCUGCCUUCGCAUUUUGCGCAUGCUUCGCCUGAAGAUGCCAGUAGGUCUCGAACAUCGCGUCGACCUUCUGUUGCCGGAAAAUAUGGCCAAUUCAAUCCAGACGAGUCUGGCGGCAGCACGGUGUUGCGCUCUCCUGGCCUUGUAUGGAAGGCAAGAUAUCAGGACAACGGCCGGGAAGAUCCUUCGCUAUACGCCGAAGUCCGUGUUGACGCUUCAAGCAAUGUCCUCUACCCGUCUGUUGUACCGUUGGCGAUGGAUAUGACUGCGAGCAUAAAGGAGGUCGUCAAAAACUCGGACAGUGCAAGAUUUCGACUAGACGAACAGGAGGAAGUUGACAAGCAAGGUGGGCCUGUGGAGUCCCCUGACGAACCCCCAGUGAUCAAAAAAGCGGAGCAGGAGGAGAGCAUUCUGUCGUCAGCGGCCAACCGCAAAUCGAUGCUUGGGCGUCUGAAGUUGAACCUCGGCCUCCGAGUUUGCAGACAGCAAUUUUCGCUCAGCUGUCAGCCGAUUGCACGCGUCGCUGCUACGGCAAGUUUCGACGACUUCUACCUCACUGCAAACACGGUCCAGUCAGCAGAGCAGGGCACGUUUUUCGCAGUCUCUGGGAAUCUCAGCGGCCUCCGCGCUUCAGUGCAGCAUGUCUACUCGCGCGAGUCGACAGGCAGCUUUGAGGUCCAGUCCAUGGUUCUCUCUCUCAUGAACAGCAGACACGUCAGUGGUGUUAAGGGCAUGUCAGCAUUGUUGAAAGUCAGCCCGAUGAAGGUUUCCAUAAAUGCAAAACAGCUACAGGAUUUCCUGCUCUUCCGGGAGAUCUGGACAACGCGCGACCUCCGCAAUGUCCACGUUGCUCCAGAUGUGGCCGAGCGGUUGCCCGAGACCGCCUCCCUGUCUUCCAGCUCCCAACAGCAGACUCAUCUGGUGCAGCGCUACCAGCAGGUGGCGGCCACUGCGGCAUUCCCGUGGACAGCAACGCUUGCCAUCUCUGCGCUGGAGAUCAAUGUCGAUCUAGGACAGGCUUUGGGCAAAUCGGUCUUUUCCAUUUCGAAUCUGUGGGUAUCCUCAAAGAAGACGUCUGAUUGGGAGCAAAACCUCUGUCUAGGCAUUGAGAAAGUCAACGUCGAGAACACAGGAAGAAUGAGCGGGUUUGUCUCUCUGGACGACCUAAAGCUGCGGACAUCGAUCGAAUGGCCGGCCCGAGUACAGGCCCUCAACGAGACACCACUAGUUCAGGCAUCUGUGAAUAUCAGCCAGCUACGGUUGAAGGUGUCCUUUGAUUAUCAGGCCUUCCUAGUGGCGGACAUUACAAAACUGGAAUUCCUCAUGUACAAUGUGCGCCGGCGCAAAAUGGGCAGAGGAGACCGCCUUGUGGCGAUCUUUGACUGCGACUCUGUUCAGGUAGUCGGCACGACAGCAUCGGCGGCUCAAGGCGUGGCACUGUACCAGGCAAUCCUGCGGCUGGUCCAAGAACGCAAGGCCAACUUCGAGGCUUCGCUGCGGGAGAUCGAAAGGUUCAUUCGAAGACGGUCAUCAGCACCACUAGUAUCUGCUGCUCUAGCAGAGAUGGGAGAUGCGAACAAGCUAGCUCCCUCGACGUCCGUGGAGCUUGACUCUUCAAAAGAAAGCAUCCCACUAGGAAUCACGGCUGAGGACCACAGCAGCGACGAUAUCAUGACCAAAUCGCCCAUAUCUUUGGACACAGAUGUGGUCGUGACACUCAAAACACUGAAUUUGGGCGUUUUCCCAAACUCAUUCACUGAACACCAGGUGCUCAAGAUGGAGGCGAUGAAUGCGCAGGCGCGGUUCACAGCAAACAUGGAAAACAAGCGGAUCCACAGCAAUCUCGGUCUGACUCUGGGACAGCUACGCAUUGGGCUCGCCGGCGUGCGUCAUAUACAUACGACGACAAGGCAGCCCGACGGACCACCAAAAACAGUCAAUGACCUGUCAGUCGAGGAUGUGGUGCUGAGUGUGACGGGAUCGCGAGGCGGAACGAUUCUGAAGGUGCCUCGCGUCGAAGCCGGCAUGCAGACCUGGCAGAGUCCAAACUCGCGCCAGAUCGACUACAUCUUCAAGUCUGCUCUGGAAGGAAAGGUGGAAGUGGGCUGGAACUACUCGCGGAUCAGCUACAUCCGAGGCAUGUGGGCUAACCACUCGCGGGCUCUGGAGCAGACAUGUGGCCGCGAACUGCCGCUGACGGCCAUCAGGCUUACGGGCGUGAUGGACAACACUGAUGCUGGUGUCGGUAAGGGGAAGAAGGGAGGCGAAGCGGAACAGCAGGCCAAGAUCACGGCAGAGGUCACGAUGCCGCAGUCCAAGUACGAUUACAGAGCGCUGGAGCCAGCAGUCAUCGAGACGCCCCAACUGCGCGACAUGGGCGAGGCGACACCUCCACUUGAAUGGAUAGGCCUGCAUCGCGAUCGGCUGCCGAACCUGACGCAUCAAAUCGUGAUAGUGUCAUUGUUGGAGCUGGCCGGCGAGGUGGAGGAUGCGUAUGCUCGAAUUUUGGGGUCGCACUGA
This is a messenger RNA of Grosmannia clavigera kw1407, 10266 nucleotides long. RefSeq names its product fermentation associated protein. Bases 1 to 10266 code for a protein of 3421 amino acids. Gene Ontology annotation, biological process: fermentation. Gene Ontology annotation, cellular component: membrane. The record is from RefSeq and is a predicted model, not a curated record. NCBI's taxonomy places the organism in Eukaryota, Fungi, Ascomycota, Sordariomycetes, Ophiostomatales, Ophiostomataceae. The transcript has 3 exons.